AUGAUGCCCGAGAGGCCUGGCAGGUGGAGCAAUGCCUCCCUGCCUUCCUCGCUAGGGCAGUGGCAAAGCUUAUCCACUUUGAACGAUGGCUUUGCUUGCAGUCCAUACGGACAAAGCACUGGAGCACGAACCCGUGCUGCCCCGGUGGUGUUUCCCGCACCGAGCCUCGCAUCGAUUGCAACACCCUCAGCUCCCACGACUUCUGCGGCCUCGCCGCAAACAGUGCCUAGCGCCCCAAGCAUCCCAAGCGCCAGCUGGACCCACUCCGCAUCCUCAGAUCUCGGCUCCAAAAAAGCCUCCAGCAGGCUCUCCCGGGGCUGGGGCCUCGGCCAGUUUGAAGCUCCAAGCAUGCUUCGCCAGAGCGCCACAACCAGGCCAGCUGCGCAGACGCCUGCCUCUCUGCCGUCUUUGCCACCUCCGCGUAUGCCUCCGGCUUGCGACUUGGAAAUCAGUCCGGAGACCAGGGGGUCCGAGCCGUACAUGCGACGAGUGCACGAGAUCUGCCAGCAGCUUCUGGAGCUCAUGCAAGCACACGGCAGAUUGCUGCAUCACGAGGAAAUAUCCCAGCUAGCUGCACUGCAGAACCGGCAGAAACUCCUCCUCGAAGAAGUAGAGAGCCACUUGAAGCAGCUCCAAAUACCUGAACGACAUGACCCACCACCUGCACUAUGCUCUGCUCUUGAGGCGAAAGUUGGUUUGGGCGGGCCCACGGCCAUGGCCGACGUCAGCUUCGCUGAGCCGCAGGCGCAGUGGGCGCAGUGGCGAUCGCAGCAGCCAUGGGCUCCCAGCCAUUCGGCCAGCCAUCCCAGCCAUCCCAGCCAUCCCAGCCCGCUCCGGGUGCUGGUGCUGGGCUCGAGCCUUCUCGGCCGCGAGAUCUUUCGUGAACUUGCGGAUGGAGGGUGGGAGGUUCAGGGAUUGUGUGAGAGGCCCGCGGGCGGUGCACGUGCACCUCGCCUUGGGCCACUGUGGGCUUUCGUUGACUUGGCAAGCGCCGGCGCGACCGAGCUGCAGAGCCAACUCCAGCGCAUCCAACCUCAGGCGAUUGUCAACUGCCACACCUCUGCGGCCCUCCUCGACCUCGAGGCACUGGAGUCGGAGUCACCCGAGAACGAUGCCCGGUCCCGGGACUGUUUGGCCUUUGCAGCUACCUUGGCGUCAGCUUGCGAGGCCUGGCGCAUCUUCCUUGUACACGUGAGUUCCAAUGCAGUCUUCGGGGGUGGGGCAGCCUCAGCCGGACAUCCAUCUCCGUCUCCGUCCGCGUCUUACACCGUGGACGCGGAGCCGCGCCCCUGCACACCACUUGGAUGGCGCAGCCUGGCAGCCGAGCAGGAGGUGUUGAGCCGCUGCGCGACCCAUGCUGCGGUGCUGCGUGUGCCGCUGCUCUACGGCCCCGUGCAGUCCCUCGAAGAGUGUGCGACCCGCCUGCUGCAAGACCUGAGACGGGGCCACUGUGAGUUCGACGAUUGGCAGCGCUGCCAUCCAACUCGGGCGGAGGAGGUCGCUUUCGUUGUCGCCAGUGUGCUGCAGUGCAUGGUGUGGGGGCCAUGGCAACAGCGGCCGCGGGGCAUUUACCACUGGCAGGGCAGCGACCCUCUAACAGAACUUGAAUUGGCCAAGCUGGUGGCCGAAGUUUCAGGGAUGGCGGUCUCUGUGAAGCCUUCCCCAAGCAAGUUACGGGACAACUGUACAUCAUGCUCCCUUGACUGCUCCAGGACUGCUCGCACGAUUGCUGUGCCCAGGACACUCCCAGUCCUGCAUGGAUUAAGGAUGUGCCUGCAGACCUCGCAGGCAUCGCGUAGCCCCAGCUCCAGCGAUCCAGCUGGCCUGACCCGGCGGACCGAGCAACAUGUCUAG
Molecule: messenger RNA, 1854 nt
Organism: Symbiodinium natans
Lineage: Eukaryota; Dinophyceae; Suessiales; Symbiodiniaceae
Source: the annotation of a GenBank genome assembly